AUGGGAAGGGUAAUACCCACUUAUCUGGGUACAUGUGAUGAGUAUGGGGCUAGGGUCUCAUUACUUGAAGCGGAUAUGGGACAGGACACUUUUCUUUCCUGUGUUCUGGAGCAUUUUCUCAUGGAAUCAGAUAUUGCAAACUUGUGUGAACGAUUAUCUCUCACAGAACAGGAGGAAGAAGCACUAGUAAUUGAAAAAGAAGAGCGCCCAAACAAAGCCUUGAGAAUUCGAGACAUCUCCCCUAAUCUGUUCCUAGCAGAAUUCGAUGAAAAAAGGGAUAAGGAACGUGUAAAACAUGAUGGUCCAUGGGUCUUCGACAAGCACUUGGUCUUAACCAGAGAUGUUGAAGGCCUUGAGCAAAUUCACCACAUUUCCUUCUCCGAGGCGAAUUUCUGGGUAAGAAUCUAUGAUCUCGUUAUCAUGGCUCACAAUUGGAAGAUGGGAGAAUUUAUUGGACGGCAAUUGGGCAAAGUAAUCGAAGUGGAUAUUGAUAAAAAUGAGUUUGCACGGGGUGAAUAUCUUUGUAUUCGAGUAUGUCUUGAUAUUUACAAGCCCCUUCUACGUGGAAAGAUGAUUAGUGUCGGAUCUUACAAAUCAUUCUGGAUCUGUUUCGCCUACGAACGUCUCCUAAACUUCUGCUAUCUAUGCGGAAUUCUUGGACACAGCCAGAAAGAAUGCUCAAGAUGGCAACCUUCAAUGGAGGCAUACUCAACUACAGAUUAUGCCUAUGGACCCUACUUAAGGGCUGGAAAUCUGGGAGAUUACGGUAGACCUAUUCGUGAUCGUCAAAUGAACUCUACGGCAGAAAAUUCUCUGAAGUCAGAACCAAACUCUGGCAACCAGAAUCAUGGCAUGAAAGUGCCAGAUAUGGCAAGUGACAGCACCUCAGCUGAAAUUCAGGAGAAAUUACGGGGAAAUUAUGGAAAGGAAGAUAAUUUGGAGAUGAUGGAGGCAACAUAUCUGGAGCAAUUACCGGUACAAAAUAACUCUGAAAUUGCAAAUAAAAAAGAAGUAAUUAUAGAUAACAGAAGAAUUUUUGAUAAUUUGCCAAUGAAUACUCCUGCUGACUUACAACCUCUAUCUGAAUUAACUAAGUCAAGUGAGAAUUCAAAUCUAGAAAAUGAUGCCAGCCUCACUAGACAUUGGAAAAGGGUGAAUAAGACGAAGGCACUCAACUCUGUUAUUUCUACUCCACUUGCAAGUCUUAAGAGAUCUCUAGACACAUCAUCUGAAAAUAGCAAAACUAUCCAAACCUCUAAACGACUGAAGGGCAAAGAUAAUUCCCAUGAUUGGAACUCCGACUGCAACUCCCAGAUUUCGGUGGUGGCUAAUACUCAGCCUCACCGAUCGCUAUGA
Olea europaea var. sylvestris is the source of this 1356-nucleotide messenger RNA. RefSeq lists its product as uncharacterized. Gene Ontology annotation, molecular function: zinc ion binding; nucleic acid binding. The transcript has 3 exons. The record is from RefSeq and is a predicted model, not a curated record. The coding region runs from base 1 to 1356 and encodes 451 amino acids. Lineage: Eukaryota; Viridiplantae; Streptophyta; Magnoliopsida; Lamiales; Oleaceae.